Blepharisma stoltei is the source of this 1869-nucleotide messenger RNA. The record is from the annotation of a GenBank genome assembly. NCBI's taxonomy places the organism in Eukaryota, Ciliophora, Heterotrichea, Heterotrichida, Blepharismidae.
AUGAUAUCAAGUAAAUUCCAAAAACCCAAGGCUUAUUCAAGCCGCUAUAAAACAGCCUGCAGCAAGCUUAAUACGCCUGCAAAUAACCAAAUUAUGUCAACUCUCAACAAAUAUGAAUUUUCCCUUAACUAUGAAACAAUUCAAGAUAGAGAUUUGAAGCCGCUUGGCAUAGCUUUGCCUCACCUGACGCAAAUCAAAAAAAUUAUCAUAAGCAACAAUAAUAAAAAUAAGCCAGAAAUUCCUUUUUCAAAACCUACAAAAAGAGGUUCAUCUACAGCAAGAAGCUCAAAACAGGCUAAUAAUUAUGACUCAAGCCCUGAGCAUUCAACUUUUGCAAAUUCAAAAGAAAAAGAGGAAUUUGAAAGUAAAAGAAAAAACAAAGGAAUUGCAAUUUUCAAAGCAAUUUCAGAGAAUUUAGAGCAUAAUAAGCAUCUAACUGUGCUAUAGAGGCUGCCUUUGAGUAGCGCUCUAAGCGCCCGAGACUUCCCGACGAAGUCUGGGCGGUGGUUUGACCAGCUGAUGUUGGUCAAACAAACAUCCAAAAUGACAAAUUCUUCUCAUACAGAAGGUUUGUCAAAUUGGAUGCUGGUUUGACCAACAUCAGCUGGUCAAACCACCGCCCAGACUUCGUCGGGAAGUCUCGGCGCUUAGAGCGCUACUCAAAGGGCAGCCUCUAUAGUUCUUGAGCAACUAAACAUUGAAAUGGAAGGAUGAGGCUUAUUGGGGAGAGGUUUCACAGCUAAGCUUCCAUUAAAUUAUUUAGCUAUUGUUGAAUGCAAGCUGAAAGAUAAAGAAUUUGCAUGCUUUGCCCCUUCGCUUGGGAGUUUAAGAUAUUUAGAAGCCUUAAAUCUGUCAAGAAAUGACCUUGAAGACUGCGGAUUUGAUAUUGCAAGAGUUAUAAGCAAAAACAAUGAAAGAAUUGAUGAAGGAAUAUGAGUUGCAGGACUGAGAGGAGAACAGCCUGAAAUGGUGGGGUAUGGAAAAGGGCUUGAUGAACUGGAUUUAUCAUACAAUAAAAUCAAAGACAAAACGAUAUAUGAUUUAUCCAGUGCCUUAUAUACAGAUACCAUAUUAAAAUCACUUGAUAUUUCAAACAAUAGCAUCUCUAUACAAGGUCUUCAAGAAAUUAUCAGCGUUUUAUACUCAAAUUCAACACUUUUGUAUGUAAAUAUUUUGGGAAACGGGGAUAAAAUACCUAUAAAUUAUGCAAAAGCUAUAUUAAAAAAGUUAAAAACCAACCUAAAAAGAUACAGAUUAAGAAGAAAUUAUUCAGGAGAUUGGGAACAAAAAAUUGCUAACAUUCAAAGCUCGCUUGGUCCAAUUUUAUUAACUUCAGAGCCAGCAAGUCCCAAAGCCUCUGAAAAAAGGCCAAAAGUUGUGUUUACGAACUCUGAGUCCCAAGUAUCAAAAGGCAUGACAUCAGAAACUCCUAUUGAUUAUGAAGACUGCCAAGAAGAAUUUCAAUCUGAGCCUGAUUUCUCUGAUAGUGAAUCUUCUUAUAUUCCACCCAGAAAAGGUCUUUUAGGUUAUGAUCACACUCCGCUACACGAGGCAGCAAGAAAAAAAUCGCCAGAAAGCUGCAAUAAAUGCAAGGAAUUCGAAAGAGCUUUAUUUAAAUCAGAAAGCACUUGCAUGGCUCUGACUGAAAAAAUAAAAAAAUUAGAAAACCGAAUCGCUGUUUUGGAGAGAAGAUCUCCUGAUAUAAAUAGACAGUCUCCUUUUGGUUAUCAAAGUUCAGUGCCUGAAAAUGAUAUAGAAACUUUGAAUAGAAUAGAUGAUAUGAUGAAAGAGUUGACAAAGCUAGUGGAUGCAUUUGAAAAAAGAAAUCCAGAAAAGUCAAAGAGUUUAUUUCGAUAUAAAUUAUAUUAA